Angiostrongylus costaricensis is the source of this 774-nucleotide messenger RNA. Lineage: Eukaryota; Metazoa; Nematoda; Chromadorea; Rhabditida; Metastrongylidae. The record is from the annotation of a GenBank genome assembly.
AUGACACGACUAUUCAUUCUUCCUGGAAUAUUCGCGAUAUCAUCACUAUCACUCUGGUAUAUGAUAUGUUCAGCACCCGGAUGGGAAACCGAAGGUGCUACGUUCGAGCUACCGAAGCAGUUCGAUAACUUCACCGCUCUCGCCGAUAAGUUUCGCCACUACAAGGACGAACAUUUCGGUUACAUUACGGCAAUUUUUGUUUUUGCCUAUUUGUACAAACAGACAUUUGCCAUUCCAGGCUCAUUUUUUCUGAAUGUGAUUGCUGGCGCUGUUUACGAUUUUUGGUGCGGAUUUUUUCUUUGUUGUGCAUUGACAACAGCCGGUUCAACGUUGUGCUAUCUGUUUUCCGAGCAAUUUGGCCGGGAAUAUGUUAUGUAUUAUUUUGGACAGAAAUUAACUUACUUACAACAGAAGAUUGAUGAUAAUUCGAAUCGUUUGCUGCCAUUUCUUCUAUUCGCACGAAUUUUUCCUAUCUCACCGUCAUGGCUAUUGAAUAUUGUAGCACCGUUUCUCAACAUACCACUAAGGAUCUUCGUUAUAUCGGCUUUUAUAGGCUUAGCACCGUAUAACUUUAUUUGUGUACAAGCGGGAUAUAUACUGUCGGAACUCCAGUCAUGGGAUGAUAUAUUCAGUGCCUCAACCAUGAUUAAGCUAUUCUCUAUUGCUCUUUUACCACUCGCGUAUGCAAUCUAUGUCCGGCCACGAGCGCACAAACAUCAAGUGAGUUUGACUUCCACGAAAGAACAAAAAAAAGUAAAAAGAAGUUUCUAUUAG